This is a messenger RNA of Cryptomeria japonica (Japanese cedar), 1488 nucleotides long. RefSeq lists its product as uncharacterized. The transcript is spliced from 4 exons. Gene Ontology annotation, biological process: intracellular protein transport; retrograde transport, endosome to Golgi. The coding region runs from base 1 to 1488 and encodes 495 amino acids. Gene Ontology annotation, cellular component: retromer, cargo-selective complex; retromer complex; late endosome. Lineage: Eukaryota; Viridiplantae; Streptophyta; Pinopsida; Cupressales; Cupressaceae. The record is from RefSeq and is a predicted model, not a curated record.
AUGCUAGACAAAGGUGCAUCGAGAGAAGCAGCGUGUAGCAGCGGCUGGCUGCACUAUUUACAAUUCGUUCGUGGCGCGGCUUUAGACAAUAGACACGCCUAUCCGGAAAAUUGGGAGGAGUUACGCCAGCUGCGAGCCGGUCGCUUUUUUAGUCAGACAAUGUUUGUUUCCCCCUUCGGAUCAACCUCGUUACAAGCGUUAUUGAGCAAUCGCCGCACAAAACAGAAUAAACUAAAGCGACCCAUUCGGAAUGGUGGCCGCCACAGCCGCCGAAUUCCCAAGGGAACAACACAGACAGACAAACGGGCGACGAUUGCUAUGUACCAUCAGCAAAUGAAAUUGUCCAUCGACAAAGGCCGCAUGAUGGAUGCUUUAAAUCACGCAUCAUCUUUCCUUGGCGAACUUAGGACCUCAAACUUGGCCCCGAAGGAAUAUUAUCAAUUAUAUAUCACCGUAACAGAUCAACUUCGUCAUUUAGUUGUUUAUCUAACGGAAGAAUUCGAUCGUGGUAAAAAGAUGGCCGAUUUAUAUGAAGUUGUUCAACAUGCCGGCAAUAUAAUUCCGAGACUAUAUUUGUUGAUAACAGUUGGUUAUGUUUAUAUGAAAACAACCCCAAUCUGUCGAAAAGAGAUCCUCAAAGAUUUAGUUGAAAUGUGUAGCGGUGUUCAACAUCCUUUACGUGGUUUAUUUUUACGCAAUUAUCUACUACAAAUGUGCAGAGAAGUUUUACCAGCAACAAAUGAUAAUCCAAGUGAAGGUGUCCUACAAGAUUCGCUUGAUUUUAUUUUGAUUAAUUUUGCUGAGAUGAACAAACUAUGGGUCAGAAUACAACAUCAAGGGCAUUCAAGAGAAAAAGAUAGAAAAGAAAAGGAUAGGCAAGAUUUACGUUUGUUAGUUGGCACUAAUCUAGUCAGAUUGUCACAAUUAGAAGGAGUUGAUGUUGAUUGUUAUAAGGAUACAGUAUUACCUAGUGUUUUAGAACAAAUAGUUUCUAGUAGAGAUGCCAUAGCGCAAGAAUAUCUUAUGGAAUGUCUUAUUCAAGUUUUCCCCGAUGAAUUCCAUUUAGCUACAUUAAAGCCAUUCUUCAAUAGUUGUGCCUUGUUAAUGGAGCGGGUUAAUGUUAAAAAUAUUGUAACAGCCUUAAUUGAGAAAUUAUCCGCGUCCAAACUAGAUGAACCAAAGCCAAGUGAGUUGUAUGAUGAAUUUACAAAACAAAUUGAUCAUAUCAUUGAAACUAGAGAAGAUAUUCCAGCUGAGGGCGUGAUCGCAAUGAAAGGCGCUUUAAUAAAGUUUGCUCUUAAAAGGAUGCCGGAUGAAGAGGAUGCCAUUGAUAAAGCAUUAAAUAGUGGAUUAGAAUUGUUGAAAGAUAAGGAGGCCAGCCAAGCGUUACACAAAGAAUUAGUAUCCAUAUUAAUGCUUCAGAUUGGAAACACUCGACGAGACAUGUUGAUCAAGUUCAUGUCGGAUUCCAAUAUUAAAGAAGACUGA